GACGUCAUCUCCGCCGACAAGAGAAGGUCUUCCUUACACUUCCGGUUUGGCUGUGGCGCGCCGGUGGAGCGCAAAUGUGAAAAAUGCGUGUAUGGUGAAUAAUAAAAAUAAUAUUUUAUACAGUUAAGGUAAGAAGGACACACACGUGCUUCACGUAUGUUGACCAUGUUAGAAUGUAUUUUCUGAAAGUACUUAUUGGAGUCUCAAAUCAAUAAUUUCCUGAUAGUUUGGGGAAUUUUCUAAAUGGUAGUGAUUUAACAGGGGAAUUUCACAAUAAAUAUAUUGCACAGACCAAAAGAGAGUUUCAGAGUAAUUUUCAUCUCUCAAUUCACAAUGCACAAUGCAUUAUUGUUGUUCUUUCUCUCUUCUUAUAGAAUUACAUUUGUAUGACAAUUGCCCUACUGUAGAAAGGCCUAUAGACUAAUCAUUUUGGAUAGUUUACCCUCAUAGUCAUAGUUUAUUUAGUCCUUAAUCCCUUGCAAAUAAAUGCAUGCUGUUCAUGACAAAACAAAAAAUGUUUUGGUCCAAAGCAAAACUGGAAUGCCAGCCCAGAGACCACUGCUUGCUGAGUUGGACUCCUCCUACUGGGUAUUAAUAGACCAUAGAAUACAGUGCAAAGAUGAGAUGACCGUGUGUGACGACAGGCCCCUCUGAAGUUCCCCCAAUCAGCACUUUCCUAACUCUCCUACACACUUUACACAGUGCUGCUAGAUUAUUGUUUGUUGACUCUUGUAGUGCAGUAAUAAACAUGUGUCUUUGAGCUGGAGGUCAAAGUCAUAACAGACACAGGUGGUUGGGGGUCCUACGAAGUGUUGGCAUGUCAAGGUCUUUCAUCCCAUGGAUCAGUCUGUUAAUGGCCCGUCAGCGUGUAUUCAUGCAUACACAAGAGCAGGCAGUAGCGUUGUCUUAAAGAGUACAUUGGCAUUUGUCACAGAAUAGGGGUGUAUGUAGUUUCUCAAGGUUACUGCGCUCGUGCAGAGCAAAUCAGGAGACUUAUAUUUAGCCUUGCAAAUGGCGCUCUAUGGAUUAUGUCUUGGGGCUCUCCGGUUUCGUCUUCAGUGCGUUUUGCUGUGUGGAGGGGGGCUAUGGACCCUGCAUAAGCUGCCAUUCAGGGAAGAGUCUAUUUAAGGAAUCCAGCAGACCCUCUCAAGUUGGCCUUUGGAGUUGUGGUUGAACUUGUAUGUGCUGCAAAGGACAACUCUUACUGCCAGAACUGUACUCUUUCAAACAAGGCAUUUAGCAUUUGGGAUUAAACAUGGAUGUACUAGCCCUAGAGGCCAAAAAUGUAGGUACAGCAGAACCUGAAAAGAAGUCUGUCCCAAGACCCAAACCGAAGGCUCCCAAAAAGGCCAAACGGAUUGUGUACUUUGAAGUUGAGAUCUUGGAUGCUAAGACCAAGGAGAAACUUCUGCUGCUGGACAAGGUGGAGCCAACUGCCACCAUUUUGGACAUCAAAGCUUUGUUUCAAAAGUCAAAUCCAAAAUGGUACCCAGCUAGGCAGUCCCUACGACUGGAUCCAAAGGGAAAGUGUCUUCGAGAUGAAGAUGUUCUGCAGACACUUCCUGUGGGAACCACUGCCAGCUUCUACUUCAGUGAUCUGGGACCUCAGGUCACAUGGGGCACUGUGUUUCUGACAGAGUGUGCAGGUCCUCUCAUCAUCUAUCUCAUGUUCUACUUCCGCCUUCCUUUCAUAUAUUCACCCAAAUAUGACUUCACCAGCAGCAAGCACUGGGUCGUACAUUUGGCCUGUAUGUGUCACUCUUUCCACUACAUCAAGCGCAUUCUGGAGACGCUCUUUGUCCACCGCAUCUCACACGGGACCAUGCCGCUCAGAAACAUAUUCAAAAACUGUGGCUAUUACUGGUGUUCUGCAGCUUGGAUGGCAUACUACAUAAACCAUCCACUCUACACUCCGCCCUACUAUGGUCAGCAACAGGUGAAUACAGCUUUUUAUAUUUUCCUGUUUUGUCAAUUGGGCAACUUUUCAAUCCAUGUCGCUCUCCGGAACCUCAAAUCACAAGGAUCAAAGGUUAAGAAAAUUCCUUACCCGACAAAGAAUCCUUUUACCUGGAUUUUUGCGCUGGUCUCAUGUCCAAACUACACCUAUGAGCUGGGCUCUUGGAUUGGCUUCACGGUGAUGACCCAAUGUGUGCCCGUGGCUUUCUUCACGGCAGUGGCGUUCAUCCAGAUGACCGUGUGGGCCAAGGGCAAACACAGGAGCUACUUAAAGGAGUUCAGAGAUUACCCCACUCUGCGCUCCUCCAUCCUGCCCUUCAUCUUGUAGAGUCAGGAACAAACAGUGGCCUAUAGACCUCUUUAUGUCGAGCAGAAAUUGACCAUAAACCACUUAGAGAUGUGCCAAAAUGGGAGCGCAGCUGUGGUUGUGGCCUUCAGUGGGAUUUUGAGCAAAGUCUUAAUUUAUGUUUUAGUGGUGCAUAAAUGUCUAUGUAUUCUAACAUGUCCUGUGAACAUGAAUAGGCCUAAUGGUAUUCAACCUUUGCAAAUAAUUUAUUUUGGCUACCUCAUGAGUCAUGUUUUUUAAUUAAUUAUCCCAUGUGACUUUAUAAUCAAUACAACAGUUCAUCAAUCUUAUUUCUUUCUGUGGGUGCCCCAACAAAUGAGGUGUGGUCCAUGUUAGUGCUUUCCUGAGGAGAUUAGUCUUGAUUAGCGGCCUUAAGGAAACCUGUCAGGAGCAGUGGGUCACUGCGGUGCAGCGACCAGGAAACCCUCUCCAGGUCUUCAGAGCCAGAAUGUUGGCCAGGAGCACCCAGCUGGAGGAUUCACAUUUGUGCAAGUUUAAGAUUUAGAUUCAUGGGGAAACUGAAACAGCUGGAAAAAACAUAACGCAGGGUGACUAUGUUAGCUCCAUAUGAACAGACAUGGGCUGAGCAUCAAACCAAUGAUGACCUUUUUCAGGUGAGACUGCCAACAGCGCUGGGUGUUUAAUUGUACAACAACAUUCAAAUCUAGACUGCAUUUUCUUCAAAAUGAGACAUUGUGCUGUUUAUAGUACCUUACUCUGUUUAAUCUGAAAAUCUCUUUGGUUCAGAGCUGUAAAAGCAGGAUCCUGAAAUGCAUUAUUGAAAUGGUGUGCAGCCUGGAGCUGACAUGUGUUGCCCUGUGUGAAUGAUGAUCAGAGUGACCUUCACUCUGUGGUCGUCAAAUUAGUCUUGGAUUUUAAAUGUAUCACCGUUUUCAGCUUCGCCUUGUUCCCAUUUGUGGAUACACUUAAUUUUAUUUGAGA
Molecule: messenger RNA, 3244 nt
Organism: Boleophthalmus pectinirostris (great blue-spotted mudskipper)
Lineage: Eukaryota; Metazoa; Chordata; Actinopteri; Gobiiformes; Gobiidae
Product: very-long-chain enoyl-CoA reductase-like
Exons: 12
Coding region: 1256-2284 (342 amino acids)
Biological process (GO): very long-chain fatty acid biosynthetic process
Molecular function (GO): oxidoreductase activity, acting on the CH-CH group of donors
Source: RefSeq, a predicted model, not a curated record